AUGGCAAGUGAAAUGCAAGUCCAGCUCUCCGCAUUGAAAGGGGGGCAUCCCCCUGCAGUAAAAGCUGGAGGAAAGCGAAUUUCCAAAAAACAAGAAAUUGGCGUCUUGGAGAGACACACCAAGAAAAUGGGAUUAGAGAAAACAAGUGCCAUUGCAAAUGCUGCCAAAAUACAGACGAUGGAUGCCCUGAACGAUACGCUGGAGAAGCUCAGCCAUAAAUUUCCAGCAAUAAUGCACAUGGCACACCAAAAACCCAGACCUGCUCUGGAGAAGGUCACUCCACUGAAAAGGAUCUACAUUAUUCAGCAGCCUCGAAAAUGUUAA
Balaenoptera acutorostrata (minke whale) is the source of this 324-nucleotide messenger RNA. It is a transcript of the gene DAPL1, whose product is annotated as death associated protein like 1. Gene Ontology annotation, molecular function: death domain binding. Gene Ontology annotation, biological process: negative regulation of autophagy; apoptotic signaling pathway; cellular response to amino acid starvation. The coding region runs from base 1 to 324 and encodes 107 amino acids. The record is from RefSeq and is a predicted model, not a curated record. The transcript has 4 exons. NCBI's taxonomy places the organism in Eukaryota, Metazoa, Chordata, Mammalia, Artiodactyla, Balaenopteridae.